Rhinopithecus roxellana (golden snub-nosed monkey) is the source of this 2683-nucleotide messenger RNA. It is a transcript of the gene PAH, whose product is annotated as phenylalanine hydroxylase. Gene Ontology annotation, biological process: L-tyrosine biosynthetic process; L-phenylalanine catabolic process. The transcript is spliced from 13 exons. NCBI's taxonomy places the organism in Eukaryota, Metazoa, Chordata, Mammalia, Primates, Cercopithecidae. Gene Ontology annotation, molecular function: iron ion binding; phenylalanine 4-monooxygenase activity. The coding region runs from base 472 to 1830 and encodes 452 amino acids. The record is from RefSeq and is a predicted model, not a curated record.
CAGCUAGGGGUGAGGGGGACGGAUUAUUCAUAUAAUUGUUAUACCAGACGGUCGCAAGCUUAUUCCAGUUGCAGAGAACCCGCUUCCCAGGCUUCCGAGAGUCUCGGAAGUGCCUAAACCUAUGUAACCGACGGGGCUUGGGUAGCUGGUCGCUCCCUGGUGUCUUCCCAUUACCCAGGGAGGGCAGUCAAGUGGUGCCUCCCGCAUCCCCCACCCUUUCCCUUAGCCCUUCCCUCCGGCCCGUCCUGGCAGGUGACCUGGAGCAUCGGGCAGGCUGCCCUGGCCUCCUGCGUCAGGACAACGCCCACGAGGGGCGUUACUGUGCGGAGAUGCAUCGCGCAAGAGACACCCUUUGUAACUCUGGUCUCCUCCCUAAUGCGAGGUUAAAACCUUCAACCCCACGUGCUGUUUGCAAACCUGCCUGUACCUGAGGCCCUAAAAAGCCAGAGAACUCACUCCCGGGGAGCCAGCAUGUCCACUGCGGUCUUGGAAAACCCAGGCUUGGUCAGGAAACUCUCUGACUUUGGACAGGAAACAAGCUAUAUUGAAGACAACGCCAAUCAAAAUGGUGCCAUAUCACUGAUCUUCUCACUCAAAGAAGAAGUUGGUGCAUUGGCCAAAGUAUUGCGCUUAUUUGAGGAGAAUGAUAUAAACCUGACCCACAUUGAAUCUAGACCUUCUCGUUUAAAGAAAGAUGAGUACGAAUUUUUCACUCAUUUGGAUAAACGUAGCCUGCCUGCUCUGACAAACAUCAUCAAGAUCCUGAGGCACGACAUUGGGGCCACUGUCCAUGAGCUUUCACGAGAUAAGAAGAAAGACACAGUGCCCUGGUUCCCAAGAACCAUUCAAGAACUGGACAGAUUUGCCAAUCAGAUUCUCAGCUAUGGAGCGGAACUGGAUGCUGACCACCCUGGUUUUAAAGAUCCUGUGUACCGUGCAAGACGGAAGCAGUUUGCUGACAUUGCCUACAAUUACCGCCAUGGGCAGCCCAUCCCUCGAGUGGAAUACACGGAGGAAGAAAAGAAAACAUGGGGUACAGUGUUCAAGACUCUGAAGUCCUUGUAUAAAACCCAUGCUUGCUACGAGUACAAUCACAUUUUUCCACUUCUUGAAAAGUACUGUGGCUUCCAUGAAUAUAACAUUCCCCAGCUGGAAGACGUUUCUCAAUUUCUGCAGACUUGCACUGGUUUCCGCCUCCGACCUGUGGCUGGCCUGCUUUCCUCUCGGGAUUUCUUGGGUGGCCUGGCCUUCCGAGUCUUCCACUGCACACAGUAUAUCAGACAUGGAUCCAAGCCCAUGUACACCCCCGAACCUGACAUCUGCCAUGAGCUGUUGGGACAUGUGCCCUUGUUUUCAGAUCGCAGCUUUGCCCAGUUUUCCCAGGAAAUUGGCCUUGCCUCUCUGGGUGCACCUGAUGAGUACAUUGAAAAGCUUGCUACAAUUUACUGGUUUACUGUGGAGUUUGGGCUCUGCAAACAAGGAGACUCCAUAAAGGCAUAUGGUGCUGGGCUCCUGUCAUCCUUUGGUGAAUUACAGUACUGCUUAUCAGACAAGCCAAAGCUCCUUCCCUUGGAGCUGGAGAAGACAGCCAUCCAAAAGUACACUGUCACAGAGUUCCAGCCCCUGUAUUAUGUGGCGGAGAGUUUUCAUGAUGCCAAGGAGAAAGUAAGGAACUUUGCUGCCACAAUCCCUCGGCCCUUCUCAGUUCGCUAUGACCCAUACACCCAAAGGAUUGAGGUCUUGGACAAUACCCAGCAGCUUAAGAUUUUGGCUGAUUCCAUUAACAGUGAAAUUGGAAUCCUUUGCAGUGCCCUCCAGAAAAUAAAGUAAUGCCACGGACAGAACUUGGUCUGUCAACUGUGAAUCUAUUGAUGGAGAUCCAUCUAUUUCUUUCAUCAGAAAAAGUCUGAAAAGCAAACCUUAAUUUGAAAUAAGAGCCUUAAAUCCUUUUUAGAACAAGAUGGAGAAACAACAAAUAAGUCAAAAUAAUCUGAAAUGACAGGAUAUGAGUACAUACUCAAAAGCAUAAUGGUAAAUCUUUUGGGGUCAUCUUUGAUUUAGACAUGAUAAUCCUAUACACUCAAUUGAGUUAAAUCAGUAAUCUGUCACAUUUCAUCAAGGUUAAUUAAAAUUUGGGACCUGCUUCAUUCAAGCUUCAUAUAUGCUUGUAGAGAAUUCAUAAAGGAGCAUAUAAGGCUAAAUGUAAAACACAAGACUGUCAUUAUAAUUGAAUUAGUGGGCUUCCUAUAAAUCAUAACCUAUGAAGUUUAUUUUCUGUUGGAGUUAACUGUGAUUCCAAUUACUGCUUUGUUAUUGUACCUAAGUAAAUUUUCUUUAAUUCAGAAGCCCAUUAAAAUAUUUAUAAGCAUUGAACUUCUUUAGUAUUAUAUUAAUAUAAAGCAUUUUUGUAUGCUUCGUUGUAAUUAUAAAUACUGCUGUAUAAGGUAAUAAAACUGUGCACCUAAUCCUCAUAACUUUCAGUUUCAUUUUCCAAUUAAUUAUCAAGUCUGUUUUGGGAGACAUUUUGAAGACAUUUAUGAUGCAGCAGAUGUUGACUAAAGGCUUGGUUGGUAGAUAUUCAGGAAAUGUUCAUUGAAUAAAUAAGUAACUACAUUAUUGAAAAGCAAAUCUCUAUAAAUAUGAAAAUUUUAUUUGUAUUAGAAAUAAAACAUUAGUAGUUUAA